UAAAAGUUCUCUUAAAUCAAGAUGCGCAAAGGGAAGAGAAAUCUUUGGCGUUGCCACACAAUGUUCUUCAGCCAGUGAGUACCUAAAUUGAUGAGCCCUUUGAAGUGUUUAAAAGCAAAGUUCAGCUUCGUUUCGUUAAUAUGGCAUCACCUUCGGUAAUUGUAUCGAGUGCGAGCAAAUGGUGUUUGGAGCUAAUUAAAACUUGUUUCUGAAAAUAAUUAAAGUGAUAAAGGUCCGACCUUCUAUAAAAUACAAAAAUGGCACUAUCCAAUGGCGAAGAGGAGCUUUUAUCAAUUCAAGAGGAAAAUAUUGAAAAAGAGCUUGACUUGGAGACAGAACAGAAAACGGGCGAGCUAGAUCCUUAUAAGAUAAUAUUAAAAAACACAAAUGAACUACAAAAACAACUUAGUGAGCUGUGCGCAAAAGUUGAGGAUCUCCAAUUUCAGAACCAACCAGUGCUGAUUCAGAAUCAGGAACAGCUGCAGUCCCUACAGAACUAUUGUCGGGAGAUGGAUGAGCAUGUCGCUUCUAUUAAAACGAUACAGGUUUUGCAAUCCCAAGAAUUUGAUCAAAAAUUAUUGGAAAAGGACCAAAUGCGUCUGCAAUUACUAGCCGACUUGAAAAGACAAGAGGAAUCCCAUAUGCAGGAGAUGGAUCAACUGAAAUUGAAACUUAAAAGUGAGCUGGAGGCGAAGGAUAGACAAUGCUUGGAGUUAGAGCAAGAAAUAGAGCGUUGCAAGACCCAUAACGACAUCAGCGUCUCUUGCUCCAUAUGUCUGGAUCCAUGGAAUUCAUCAAGUGAUCAUCGUUUGGUGUCGCUCCAAUGUGGCCAUCUCUUUGGUGACAAAUGCAUACGAAGCUGCCUACAGCAACUGAAUGAGUGUCCCCAAUGCAGAGCUCCAUCCAGGACAGAUUAUAUACGUUAUCUCUAUGGUCGCCCACUUUAAGUUAUUUAAAUAUAAUCUUUAGCAGUUUCAAAGUGAAACGAGGUGAACAUUUCGAAGGCAGAUGAAAAUAUUUUGUUUCUUAU
Drosophila novamexicana is the source of this 1030-nucleotide messenger RNA. RefSeq names its product interaptin-like. Gene Ontology annotation, molecular function: ubiquitin protein ligase activity. Gene Ontology annotation, biological process: interstrand cross-link repair; protein ubiquitination. Bases 258 to 947 code for a protein of 229 amino acids. The record is from RefSeq and is a predicted model, not a curated record. The transcript has 2 exons. NCBI's taxonomy places the organism in Eukaryota, Metazoa, Arthropoda, Insecta, Diptera, Drosophilidae. Gene Ontology annotation, cellular component: nucleus.